Molecule: messenger RNA, 4020 nt
Organism: Drosophila virilis
Lineage: Eukaryota; Metazoa; Arthropoda; Insecta; Diptera; Drosophilidae
Gene: CalpB
Product: Calpain-B
Biological process (GO): proteolysis
Cellular component (GO): cytoplasm
Molecular function (GO): calcium-dependent cysteine-type endopeptidase activity; calcium ion binding
Source: RefSeq, a predicted model, not a curated record
AACACCAAUGCUGCUCUUGGUGUUAUUUUAAGGCAUUGAUAAAAAUUAUAUCUAGAUGUUUUUUACUUAAUACCCUGUCAAAUGGCAGGAAAGUGUUUAAAUUGACCAAAUUACAGAAGUUAAAAGUGUAAUCAAAGAUUAAACCCAUCUGUGACUAAUAAGUUUGGAUAAAUUAUCCACAUACACAAGUGUUAAGAUGUGAAUCAUCUAUUCAUAAGAAAGUUAAAUUUGGAUAUUUCUCCCAUUUAAAACGUAUUUUUCCCCAGUCGAGUCAGCACUUUUCACGCAACAGCGUCGAGCUGCGUUCCCCCCAAUAGUUGUUUAUAAUUUGAGUGCUGCGUAAAUCAAUAAAAAAAAUAUUAGAAAAGUUGAUUAAUUUAAGAAAAAAAAAAAAACAAGAAACAGUGAAAUAAAAUGUACGGCAUUGAUAAUUAUCCAAAAAAUUAUCAUGCGAGCGGCAUUGGCCUUGUCAAUCUGGCGGCCCUCGGCUACAGCAAGAAUGAAGUCAGCGACGAUGCGCCGAGCAAACCGAAGUCUGGGCUGUACCCCUCGCUGCCCUAUCCUACGUCGGAGUCGGUGGGCGGCAUGCCAUAUGUGGUGAAGCAAACGGCGCAGGCACAGAAUGCCUCGUAUCAGGGCGGCAGUAUGGGCAUGCCACAGCCGCAGGCAACGCCGUAUCCAAGCGCUGGCUUGUAUCCGAACCUGCCAGCUAUGCCGUUGCCGUAUCCAUCCACGCCCCUGGCGCCCAUACCGAGUGCAUCGCCAUAUCCCAGUGCCACGCCUUAUCCGAGUGCCGCACCUUACCCGAAUGCAAUGCCCUAUCCGAGCGCAGCGCCGUAUCCCAGUGGAAUGCCGUCACUGCCUUAUCCAUCGGCAGGCGGCAUGGGUAUGCCCGGCAUGCCCAUGCCCUACGCGCCCUUGCCGACCAGUCCGGCACCGCAGUCGAUCUACCCAUCGAUGCCGACGCCAUCUGAGCCAGAGGCCAGUGCACCCUCGCCCGAGGAGGAGCCAUCCGUGGGCAUACAGGAGCUGCAGUUUACCAGUGUCAAAGUGCCCGAGAAUCAAAACAUGUUCUGGAUGGGCCGCAAGGCCAGUACGACGCGUCAAAAGAGCGUCCAGGCUACGGACUUUGCCACGCUGCGUGAAUCUUGUGUGUCCAAUGGUACAAUGUUCGAGGAUCCUGAUUUUCCGGCCAAUGAUGCCUCGUUGAUGUUCUCGCGUCGUCCGGAUCGCUACAUCGAAUGGCUGCGACCCGGCGACAUUGUGGACGAUCCGCAGUUCUUUGUCGAGGGCUACUCGCGCUUCGAUGUGCAGCAGGGUGAGCUGGGCGAUUGCUGGCUGUUGGCCGCAGCUGCGAAUCUGACGCAGGACUCGAAGCUCUUCUUCCGCGUGAUACCGCCGGAUCAGGAUUUCCAGGAGAACUAUGCGGGCAUAUUCCAUUUCAAGUUCUGGCAAUACGGCAAAUGGGUGGAGGUUGUCAUCGAUGAUCGUCUGCCCACCUACCACGGGGAGCUGAUAUACAUGCACUCCACGGAGAAAAAUGAGUUCUGGAGCGCGCUGCUGGAGAAGGCAUACGCCAAGCUUCAUGGCUCCUAUGAGGCCCUGAAGGGCGGCACCACCUGCGAGGCUAUGGAGGACUUUACUGGCGGUGUGACCGAGUGGUAUGACAUUAAGGAGGCUCCACCGAAUCUAUUUAGCAUAAUGACCAAGGCAGCGGAGCGUGGCUCGAUGAUGGGUUGCUCUCUGGAGCCGGAUCCGCAUGUGCUGGAGGCCGAAACGCGUGAGGGUCUGAUACGCGGUCAUGCGUACUCCAUAACCAAGGUCUGCCUCUUGGACAUAUCGACGCCCAAUCGUCAGGGCAAGCUGCCCAUGAUACGCAUGCGUAAUCCUUGGGGCAACGAAGCCGAAUGGAGCGGCCCCUGGAGCGAUAGCUCGCCCGAGUGGCGCUUCAUACCGGAGCACCAGAAGGAAGAGAUUGGCCUGAAUUUCGAUCGUGAUGGUGAAUUCUGGAUGUCGUUCCAAGACUUUCUCAACCACUUUGAUCGCGUCGAGAUUUGCAACAUGUCGCCAGACUCGCUGACCGAAAACCAGCAGCAGAGCUCGCGCCGCAAGUGGGAGAUGUCCAUGUUCGAAGGCGAGUGGUCAUCGGGUGUGACGGCGGGCGGUUGCCGCAACUUUUUGGAAACGUUCUGGCACAAUCCGCAGUAUAUUAUCUCGCUGGAGGAUCCCGACGAGGAGGACGACGACGGCAAGUGCACAGUGAUUGUCGCGUUAAUGCAAAAGAAUCGUCGCAGCAAGCGCAACGUGGGCAUCGAUUGUCUGACCAUUGGCUUUGCCAUUUACCAUCUGACGGAUCGCGAUAUGCAAGUGAAGCCGCAGGGCUUGAAUUUCUUCAAGUAUCGCGCUUCGGUGGCGCGUUCACCGCAUUUCAUCAAUACACGUGAGGUUUGUGCACGCUUCAAACUGCCUCCUGGUCAUUAUUUGAUAGUGCCCUCGACCUUUGAUCCAAAUGAGGAGGGCGAGUUUAUUAUACGCGUCUUCUCCGAGACCAUGAACAACAUGGAGGAGAACGACGAUGAGGUGGGCUUUGGCGAGACGGAUGAUCGCAUUGCGCCGGCGCUGCCGCCACCCACACCCAAGGAGGAGGAUGAUCCGCAGCGCAUUGCACUCAAGCGUCUCUUCGACAGCGUUGCGGGCAGCGACGAGGAGGUGGACUGGCAGGAACUCAAGCGCAUACUGGAUCAUUCGAUGCGCGACGUCAUGGUCGGCACCGAUGGCUUCUCCAAGGAUGCGGUACGCUCCAUGGUCGCCAUGCUGGACAAGGAUCGCUCCGGCCGACUCGGCUUUGAUGAGUUCGAAGCGCUCCUCACAGACAUUGCCAAAUGGCGUGCCGUAUUCAAGCUGUACGACACCCGACGCUCCGGCACCAUCGAUGGCUUCCACUUGCGUGGCGCUCUUAACUCUGCAGGCUAUCAUCUGAACAACCGGCUGCUCAAUGCGCUGGCCCAUCGCUACGGCUCACGGGAGGGCAAGGUGCCCUUCGAUGAUUUCCUCAUGUGCGCCAUCAAGGUGAAGACCUUCAUCGAGAUGUUCCGCGAACGUGACACAGACAAUUCCGAUACGGCAUUCUUUAAUCUGGAUGAUUGGCUGGAGCACACCAUCUACUCCUAAAGAGCCACUCAGUCCCAACCAGUUUAAUCUUAACUAAUCCUAAGUGCCACGUUUACUUAUAUACACCAUAUAUACAUAUAUAAUUAGAUGCUCUACAGAUGAUGAUGCACUCAUGACGCUGCAGCGAAUCAACAAAGGCGAACCUUAUCAUAUAACAAACGCUACAGUAAGACCACAACUAAACGGAAAUACAAAUUCAUGUAUGCAUUAAUUUUAUUGACCUUGAGGAGCCUCAAAGCGGCGGCGCUCGACGAGGUAGAAAAUAAAAACCAGAAAAUCAACAGAACAUGCCGAUUGCGCUGUGUGUACAGAGGCAUUAUACACGCGAGAUACUGGCCCAGUAUAUAUGAUGUAUAUAGUAUAUAUAGCGUGCGCAUAGUUGUAUUUAUGACUAAUGGCUAAAUGGAACUGGGCCCCAUUCACAUUCUUCGUUCUCCGCAAUAGCCAAAAAGCCGCCAGUACAAAAUGAUAAAUGUGCUUUAUAUUAACUAGCAAAAUGCUGCAGCAUAUAGAAGUUUAACUCUUAAAAUAUCGAAUGUAUAUUUUUUUACACUAUUGCAAUCUCUUGUCAUCUAUUUGUUCAGGUGCUAAACUCAAACUCGAAAACUAAUCGAUCAAAAAUGCGGCUAUUAAAUGAACUCUCCUCUGUAUCUAAGGGCAGUUUGUGGAAGCCACAACGAAUCACUUUUAAAAGUGUGUUUAUAUGAAUAAAGUAUAAAAUAGUUUCGACUCAAUACUCGGCAAAACAAGUUUGUAUACGAAAAAAAAAAAGGAAAAGGUGAUUCGAAACAAGUUUACAAUUCGUAUUAAAUAUGAACUAAUUUCUAUGUGUAAUUGUUAUCAACUUUA